Molecule: messenger RNA, 989 nt
Organism: Thalassophryne amazonica
Lineage: Eukaryota; Metazoa; Chordata; Actinopteri; Batrachoidiformes; Batrachoididae
Product: oocyte zinc finger protein XlCOF15-like
Exons: 4
Coding region: 246-968 (240 amino acids)
Biological process (GO): regulation of transcription by RNA polymerase II
Molecular function (GO): RNA polymerase II cis-regulatory region sequence-specific DNA binding; DNA-binding transcription factor activity
Source: RefSeq, a predicted model, not a curated record
AUGGAGAGGAUGAUGGAGGACCACAACCAGCCAGCAGCUCAGGUCCAAACAGUCUUUUACAACCAGAUACCAGUGGCAGGAGGUCAGACAGUUCUGGAACUGAGACUGAUGACAGUGAUGACUGGAAACAGACCAGAAAACCUCAGUCAAAUUUUAACUGUCAGAAAAAUACUAGUAUUGUUCAUUCAGGCAACAAUGAUGAGAAUCUAUUUGAAGACUCUAAAUAUGGAACAGCAUCUGGUCACAUGAAAAACUCAGAGCAACAAAAGGAGAGGCAAGCAAGCAGAAAACCAUUUAGCUGUUCUGAUCAGAGUAAAAGACAGAAACAGAAGGGCACUCUGAACAAACACAUUAGGAUUCAUACAGGGCAAAAAGCAUUUGUCUGUUCUGAGUGUGGUCAAAGAUUUGGACAAAAGGGCCACCUGAAGAGACACAUGAUCAUUCACACAGGGCAAAAAGCUUUUGUUUGUUCUGAGUGUGGUCGAAGAUUUGGACAGAAGAGCACCCUGAAUAAACACAUGAUAGUUCAUACAGGAGAAAAAGCAUUUGUCUGUUCUGAGUGUGGAAAAAGAUUUGGACUAAAGAGAAACCUGAUCAGACACAUGAUCAUUCAUACAGGAGAAAAAGCAUUUGUCUGUUCUGAGUGUGGAAAAAGAUUUGGACUAAAGAAAAACCUGAACAGACACAUGAUAACUCAUACAGGGCAAAAAUCAUUUGUUUGUUCUGAGUGUGGUCAAAGAUUUGGACUAAAGGGCCACCUGAAGAGACACAUGAUCAUUCAUACAGGACAAAAAGCAUUUGUCUGUUCUGAGUGUGGUCGAAGAUUUGGACAAAUGAGCAACCUGAACAAACACAUGAUAAUUCAUACAAGCCAUUCACUGCCCCCUCAAAAAAUGAGCCAUUCACCAGCCCAUCCACAAAACAAUAUACAGGUGCACACAGACCCAGAACAGCAGGAACUAGACUAGAAGAUGAAUUGGCAAAUAUGA